This is a messenger RNA of Rana temporaria (common frog), 1472 nucleotides long. RefSeq lists its product as uncharacterized. Lineage: Eukaryota; Metazoa; Chordata; Amphibia; Anura; Ranidae. The coding region runs from base 44 to 1264 and encodes 406 amino acids. The record is from RefSeq and is a predicted model, not a curated record. The transcript is spliced from 3 exons.
UAGACAGAAGAGAGAAGACGUUCGCAGGAGAGAAGUAGUAACUAUGGCAGUGCUAUCAGCUUCACGAGACUUCAGGAACAUGGAGCUUCAGAACUCUCUCAGCUCAAAAAAAAGUCCAGUCCACUUUGUAGAGGGGAGACAUUUAUCUAUCACGAAGGUUUAUAAAACCUUGACCAAAAAAAGCACGGAACUUAAUGAUAGUGGGAAGAAAAUGUUAGAAACCCUGAAAAAUAUGAGACCUCAUAGUUUCGAGCACAUUCAACAAGAGUUUCCAGUCCGCCGUCUACAGCACGUCACUGGCAAGUCCUCUAUGGAUGGAAUUUAUGAUGAGGAGCGUUUUAAGACAACAAUGCGGGACAUUCGUCCUGAAUUUAGAGACCUCUUAUUCUGGAGUGCAGAAAUCGCACCAGAAGACAUUAGGGAGGCACGCAAAGAGUCAUGCAAGGAAGCCAAGGAAGUUCUCCCAUCUUGGAUGGCUAAAAAAUACGGGAAAAAAAUCAAAUCUCAAUUUGCCAACUCUCCGGCAUUUGAUAAAUCUGCUUCACGGUAUGGCAACUUCAAGUUCUCCCUCCCGUUAUCUGAUCUUCUGUCUCUGUACCGGACUCAGCACUGUGGGGGUGAAAAGCCGCGGCUGAGAAUUCUGGGUACUGACCUGUACAAGCAGGAGAUUACGCAUUAUAUAUUGGUGCACAGCCCUGACCGGAGCCACCAGUUCAGGAACCUCUCAAAUGUUCCCACUGUCCAGCAUGGUUUUAUCUACCUGAAGGAUAAAACAGUGUAUUGGAGACCAGAAUCCACCUCGAUUUCUCUCAAAGUGAAGAUUGCUGAGGAUCCUGGUCCGAAGACAUGCCACCCACCCUGUAAAUUUUAUAUAGAGAACGGCUAUUGUAUUCAUCUCAGAGAUGAAGAGUAUAAGGUGCUAAGUGUGUGGAACCAUCUGGUGUUUGCCUUCCAUCUUCCUAAUCACGGUGGCUUGGAGAUCAAGAAAGAGCAACUUCUAAACAGCCUGACGGCCUGCGCUAUAGCGGAAUCACCUUUGAUCGAGGAGUAUAAACGGCUGGAGGAAAAAGAGGCUAAGGAUAUUAUCCGAAAAAUGAAGAGUGAUUUUAGGAGACAAAAAAGAAAGAGAAGUUCUCGAGCCCUGAACGGUCCGGCGAAGACCAGGCGUACUCAGGACCCACCUCCUCCAAGGGCCUACUUCCGGAUGACGCAACCUCCAGACUUGGUUUGUCUCGAGGUAGCAGAACCUGGAGCCGAUGGGUGACGGGGGACUGAAUUUAAAACAUCAUGGACCAGCUGGGCUUCAUUUGCUUGCAUGAGGAGUGUUGGAUUCCAACCACACCUGUGAUUGAUGAAGCCCCUCCAAAUCUCAUGGACAAUCUUCAUGUUGUAAUACUAAAAGCUAUCUCUUUAAUAAUUGCAAUCUAUAUUUGUAAAGAGUUAAUAAUAAAUGUUCACUUAGAUUAAUGGAA